Messenger RNA from Colletotrichum karsti, 966 nucleotides. RefSeq names its product putative short-chain dehydrogenase. The transcript is spliced from 4 exons. NCBI's taxonomy places the organism in Eukaryota, Fungi, Ascomycota, Sordariomycetes, Glomerellales, Glomerellaceae. The record is from RefSeq and is a predicted model, not a curated record. Bases 1 to 966 code for a protein of 321 amino acids.
AUGCUCACUCAGGCCUUUCCGCCGCGGCCGCAAUUUACCGAAAAAGAGAUAUCUGAUCUUACCGGAAGGGUAUGCAUCGUGACGGGAGCCAACACGGGAGUCGGUAAAGAGGUCGCGCAGAUCCUCUACUCCAAAAACGCUACCGUUUACGCCACAUCUCGCUCCGAGGCAAAGGGGCGUGCUGCCAUCGCUUCCAUCAAGGAGGCCGUUCCCUCAUCCAAAGGGAAGCUCGAGCUGCUGAUUCUUGAUCUGGCCGACCUGACCACCGUCAAGCCCGCGGCUGAGGCUUUCCUUUCCAAAGAGACGCAGCUCCAUGUCCUCAUCAACAAUGCAGCUGUCAUGAUGCCGCCGCAGGGCAGCAAGACUGCCCAGGGUUACGACCUGCAGCUAGGCACCAACUGCGUCGGCCCCUUUCUCUUCACGAAGUUGCUCACUCCUAGUCUGGUAGGAACGGCCAAGACAGCGCCGAAAGGCAGCGUGCGCGUUGUUUGGGUCUCGAGCUCCGCCGCCGAGGUCUUCGCUCCUACUCCUGCCAUCGAGAUUGACAACCUCGACUACAAGCGAGAUAGGUUGAAGGAAGUCAAGUACGGAAUCAGCAAGGCAGGCAACUAUUUCCACGCUACGGAAUUCGCGAAACGGCACAAGGCCGAUGGUGUCAUCAGCAUGGCAUUGAAUCCCGGGAAUCUUUCGUCUGAUCUCGACCGCCACAUCACUGCACUGCUUCCCCAGCUAUUCAGGAAAGCGACAACUUAUCCUCCCAUCAAUGGUGCCUACACCGAACUCUUUGCUGCGCUUUCACCUGAGGUGACCUCGGAAAGAACUGGAGGCUGGAUUGUUCCUUGGGGUCGUCUCUAUUCAAUCAGAAAAGAUCUAGUUCAGGGUUCCAAGUCUCGCGAGGAGGGCGGGACUGGGCUUGGUGAAGACUUCUGGAAAUGGUCAGAAGAACAGGUGAAGGAGUAUCUCUGA